Messenger RNA from Paecilomyces variotii, 1638 nucleotides. Its product is annotated as poly polymerase and DNA-ligase Zn-finger region-domain-containing protein. Gene Ontology annotation, molecular function: zinc ion binding; DNA binding. The transcript has 5 exons. The record is from RefSeq and is a predicted model, not a curated record. The coding region runs from base 398 to 1243 and encodes 281 amino acids. Lineage: Eukaryota; Fungi; Ascomycota; Eurotiomycetes; Eurotiales; Thermoascaceae.
GUAUUAUUUUCGCAAAGUACAAGUAUCGAUGUAAUAUGUUCAAGAGGACUCUCUUUUAUUAUUUCUCCUCUUUAAAUGUUCUCGUGGCAGGGUUGUUUAGGAAAAACGUGUCAGCGCCUGCGGGACUGGUCUUUUAGGCUUUCCGUGGCCAGCGCAGCACUUAAGAAGCGAUGCCCGCCUUUCGUCAACCGCAAACAACCUCCCUAGGCGUAACCACGGGACACUUUUUAUCCAUCGUCCACGGUUCUUGUUCCAGUUUUCUGGGAGAUCUAAUAGCAAUUAUCAGGCUUAAUUGGUUAUUGUAAUAGGAUUUUUCUCUGUUCGAGAGCAGAGCCAUCAAUUCGAAAGUACACGCGAGAAUCAACGCGUCGUUGUGUCUCGUCCGCCCAAAGCAAAGAUGGGUACCUAUCGUCUAGAGGAGGCAUCGACUGGUCGUGCCGGAUGCCAAAACAAGGAAUGCAAGGACCAAAAGAUCAAAAUUGCCAAGGGUGAAUUUCGCCUCGGCACCUGGGUCGAUACUGAGAAGUUCCAGAGUUUCUUCUGGAGACACUGGGGCUGCGUGACUCCAAAGAUCGUUGCGGGCCUCAAAGAAAUCUUGGACGAGGCAGACGGAGAUUAUAGCGCCAUCGAUGGCUUUGAAGAGAUUUCUGAGGAGAACCAAGCCAAGGUUCGCGAGGCCAUUGAGCAAGGCCAUAUAUCUGAUUCUGACUGGAAAGGGGAUGUGGAGAUGAACCGUCCUGGAAAGCAUGGUUACCGUGCUAAAGCUACCAAGAAAAAGGCUUCUGCCAAGGAAAAUGGCUCGAAGAGCGAUGCGGAAGAGGAGGCACCGGCAGCCAAAAAAGGCCGUGCUGGCGCGAAGGCCAAGAAGGAGACUGCAGCCGCAAAGGCUAACAUCGAAUCUGCUGGUUCCGAGGAAGAAGCGCCAGUUAAGAAGAGAGGUCGCCCAGCAAAGUCAGCUGCCUCCGCAGAGAAGAAGACUGAAAAGGAGGCAAAACCCGCUGCGAAAGGCGGGAAGAGAAAGCUGGCUGAUGCUGAUGCUGAUGCUGAAACUGCAGCUGCCGAGAAUCCUGAUCCAAGGCCAUCCAAGAAAGGCCGCAAAUCAGCUGCCGCUGAAGAGUCGGUGGCAGUUGAGGAAAAGCCCAAGCGCGGCCGUAAGAAAGCUGCUCCUACUCAAGACCAGGAGGCCGACAAAGAACCAUCCGAGAAAAAGUCUACACGCGGAAGAAAGAAGGCAUCCGCCUAAGUGUGUCCCCAUGGUAUUCGAUACGAGCAGUUGGCUCCUCGAACAUGAUGGAUACAUCGAGCAAUUUCACUUCCGCUCUUGCAGCCACGGCCGUCUGGUCACGGUCUAUCUCUAUCGGCAUGCCUCUGAUACCUCAGUAGAUGUGGGCGCCUAAUAAUUUUUCGAUUCGUGGAAUUCGAAAGAGAUUCCUUGUUUUAUUUACCUAGUUAGGUUGCUUAUUUGUUCAUGUGGCGCAAGCAUGUUUUUAGCGCUCAUCUCCGAAGACGUUUGUCUCAUUACAGUAUCAUGUACGGUAGAUGGGUCAAUUAAAGAAUGGAACAAAUAGUUAAACAUGUCUUGUCUUUGAUUAGUCGAUAGAGCGAGACCUACAGUAGGAACUGCCAAUACAAUUCUGG